This is a messenger RNA of Nannospalax galili (Upper Galilee mountains blind mole rat), 5202 nucleotides long. RefSeq names its product actin binding LIM protein 1 (gene Ablim1). The coding region runs from base 300 to 2564 and encodes 754 amino acids. Gene Ontology annotation, cellular component: stress fiber; actin cytoskeleton. Gene Ontology annotation, biological process: lamellipodium assembly; cytoskeleton organization; cilium assembly. The record is from RefSeq and is a predicted model, not a curated record. NCBI's taxonomy places the organism in Eukaryota, Metazoa, Chordata, Mammalia, Rodentia, Spalacidae. Gene Ontology annotation, molecular function: actin filament binding. The transcript has 24 exons.
UAAACUGAGGGGCUCUUAAAAGUGGUUCUUGGAACUGGCAGGAGGUGAGGUGGGGCAUGCAGGAGGAGAGCUCUGUAGGUGAGGAAGGUGCUGGAAUCACACAGGAAACUCCUCAUUCUUCCCAGGCCUGUGGCACACCCACUGCACACACCCCUCCCUAAGUUAAAUCAGCCCACACCCUCCUGGGAGGAGAGCCAGGCCCAACCUUGCCUCUGAGGAGUGGACACUGUCCUUCUGGGUGCCAGAGCCUGGUGAAGCAAAGCUGAGACUUAGAGCCUGGUCAGGUCAAUGACUUGGACAUGACUGCAGUACUGGAUUCUCAUCACGUCUCUGAAGACUACAAAGUGGCCCAUCCUCAAGACCCUCACCACCCAUCAGAGAAGCCUGUCAUUCACUGCCAUAAAUGUGGGGAGCCAUGCAAAGGCGAAGUGCUUCGGGUCCAGACCAAACAUUUCCACAUCAAAUGUUUCACCUGCAAAGUGUGUGGCUGCGACCUGGCCCAAGGUGGCUUCUUCAUAAAGAACGGGGAGUAUCUCUGCACCCUGGACUAUCAGCGGAUGUACGGGACACGCUGCCAUGGCUGUGGGGAGUUUGUGGAGGGCGAGGUGGUAACUGCCCUGGGCAAGACCUACCAUCCCAACUGCUUUGCUUGUACAAUCUGCAAGCGCCCGUUUCCACCCGGAGACCGAGUCACCUUCAACGGGAGAGACUGUCUUUGUCAGCUCUGUGCACAGCCGAUGUCUUCCAGUCCUAAAGAAGACUCCUGCUCCAGCAACUGUGCUGGCUGUGGAAGAGACAUUAAGAAUGGACAGGCACUGCUGGCACUAGACAAGCAGUGGCACUUGGGCUGCUUCAAGUGCAAGUCCUGCGGGAAGGUCCUCACUGGCGAGUACAUCAGCAAGGAUGGUGCCCCGUACUGUGAAAAGGACUACCAGGGACUCUUUGGGGUGAAGUGUGAAGCUUGUCACCAGUUUAUCACAGGAAAAGUCCUGGAGGCAGGUGACAAACAUUAUCACCCCAGCUGUGCACGAUGCAGCAGAUGCAACCAGAUGUUCACAGAAGGAGAGGAAAUGUAUCUUCAAGGUUCUACCGUGUGGCAUCCCGAUUGUAAGCAAUCCACCAAGACAGAGGAAAAGCUACGGCCCACCAGGACAUCCUCUGAAAGUAUUUAUUCUAGAGCAGGCUCCAGCAUCCCUGGCUCACCAGGUCACACCAUCUAUGCAAAAGUGGACAAUGAAAUCCUGGAUUACAAGGAUUUAGCAGCCAUUCCCAAGGUCAAGGCAAUUUAUGAUAUUGAGCGUCCAGAUCUCAUUACCUAUGAGCCCUUCUAUUCUUCAGGCUAUGAGGACAAACAGGAGAGACAGAGCCUUGGAGAGUCUCCGAGGACUUUGUCUCCUACUCCUUCUGCAGAGGGCUACCAGGAUGUCCGGGAUCGGAUGAUCCACCGAUCUACAAGCCAGGGCUCCAUCAACUCCCCAGUGUACAGCCGCCACAGUUACACUCCAACCACAUCACGAUCUCCCCAGCAUUUCCACCGACCUGAGCUCUUGUCUCCUGGUGUGCACAGGUGGUCCCCCCUGCGCACCAGCAGCUUCAGCUCCACCCACAGCGACUCCCGCCCCAACCCCCCCUUCCGACACCACUUCCUCCCCCAUGUCAAAGGCAAUGAGCCGUCCAGCGGCCGGAACUCCCCUCUCCCUUACCGGCCCGACAGCCGCCCUCUAACUCCAACUUAUGCUCAAGCCCCUAAACAUUUCCAUGUUCCAGAUCAAGGGAUCAACAUUUACCGAAAACCACCCAUCUACAAACAGCAUGAUGCAGCUGCCUUUGCAGCCCAGAGCAAGUCUUCAGAAGAUAUCAUCAAGUUUUCCAAGUUCCCAGCAGCCCAGGCGCCAGACCCCAACGAGAUACCAAAGAUUGAGACGGACCACUGGCCUGGUCCCCCCUCACUUGCUGCCAUAGGAACUGACAUGAGACGCAGAUCUAGUGGCAGAGAGGAAGAUGAGGAAGAACUUCUGAGACGCCGGCAGCUUCAAGAAGAGCAACUGAUGAAGCUUAACUCAGGCCUGGGGCAGUUGAUACUGAAGGAAGAGAUGGAGAAGGAGAGCAGAGAAAGAGCAUCCCUUCUGGCCAGUCGUUACGACUCUCCCAUUCACUCAGCUUCCCACGCUCCCUCAUCCAAAACCUCAUCUCUCCCUGGCUAUGGAAAAAACGGGCUUCACCGGCCUGUUUCCACGGAUUUCGCUCAGUACAACAGCUACGGGGAUGUCAGCGGUGGAGUGCGAGACUACCAGACUCUCCCAGAUGGCCACAUGCCAGCAAUGAGAAUGGACCGAGGCGUGUCCAUGCCCAACAUGUUGGAACCAAAGAUAUUCCCUUAUGAAAUGCUCAUGGUAACCAACAGAGGGCGCAACAAAAUCUUAAGAGAUGUGGACAGAACCCGGCUGGAGCGUCACUUAGCUCCAGAAGUGUUUUGGGAAAUCUUUGGAAUGUCCAUCCAGGAAUUUGACAAGUUACCUCUUUGGAGACGCAACGACCUGAAGAAAAAAGCCAAACUCUUCUAAGUCCCUCACAGAAAUGGCGAUUGGAGAAAAGAUCGGCAAUGGUGGCGAUGCCUGGAACAUUGCCUUAAGGCCCACACUUGAUUGGAGAACUUUUUCAACACCAUCUCUCAGCAGCAACACCAAGGAAAAGUCUGCUCACAGCAUCCAUGAGCCAAAUAUUGGGCCAGCCAACUGUAACACUUGCCAAGCAGCAAUGGGGUAGAAAUUUCCUGUGUUCCCAAACUCAGCAGUAAUGUCCACAUGUGAUCUCUCUAUGUGACCUAGUGUCCACAACAGGAGCUUCUCUUUUUUCCUCUUGUUUUCCUUUAACCAUUGUCCAACCUAGUGCUGCCUGUACUGGUAAGUCAGCAAGUGCCCUUAGGAAGCUCCUGGGAAGAAACAGUUGUGCAAAUCCCUUGGGAUGAAUUUAUUUAUUAUGUAGCACUGUGGCUAAGGAGGCAGAGUCUGGGGGCAUGUCCCUAUAGUAGCAACUGUGCACGCCUGUUCUUUCCAGACUUGUCCGCCUCUGCCUGGACUCGGUCAGGAACAGCAAUCAGGCAGGGAACUAGGUAUUUCUGAGUGUGUGGCUUUGAAUCAGCAAGAAUGAUUUCGAAUAAGCUCUUUGCUCUGUCCUGUGUGCUGAGACCUGGUUGGCCAACUGCUAGAAUUCUUUUUACAGGAAAGGGAAAAGAAAAGAAAUGAAGGAAGCCCUUCCUGAACUCUUUUUCUGCUUCUGUGACAGUAUACCCAAUCCUUCUUUCCCUGUAAAUUGACAGGAGCUGGCGUGGGCUUCACCUCCACUAGGAAAGGGGGAACAAAUCCUGUCUCCAGAUCUGCGCAGUUGCAUGCUGUUAGGUGAUUUUUGCCUGUGGGUCAUGUCUCUCUUAGAAAAGAAGAAAAAUCCACACCCUGCCACCAUCACAUGCCCUUCCGCCCAGCGUCCCCGGCUGUUUGUCUGGUUUCCUGGGGAUCAGGUCAAACCCAUGCUGGUUUUGUAUUUUAAAUUCAUGUCAGUCACAGGCUGAGGAAAGGCAUUUUUUCCUCCUUUAAAUCUCUGCAACUCCAAAGUAGAUUGUCUGAAACAGAUUUAAUUUGGCUUCAGCUUUCCUUUUUGCCUAACGCUAUUGAUGUGCACACAUGUGUGCACAGGCCUGUGUGUAACUCACCCAGGGCAGUGAGUCUGCAUGUGCUUUUCAAUUUCUGCUUGAAUGUUUGUCACACUGUGCUGUGGCUUCUAAGGGAUAUUUGCAAAAAGCAUAUGAUCCAAAGAUCAAAUGUGAGACUAAGUGUGUUCCCAGCAUUGACUCCUUCAGGGGUAUUGCUAAGAAACCAUCAUAUCCCAUAAGCUGGGGCAGCUGGGAUCAGAUAGAAGAUUGCAGAAGUGGUAUCAGCUGGUUUAGGGCUCAGGGCAUCUCACCAGAGCCCUUACAUACUCUGAAACUCUCAAAUUGGGGCCUAGGUCUUUCAUUAAAAUGAAUAAGGCCACAUGGUGAGGAUUGAUGUGAGUUGGAUGAGGGAGAAUCUCUCCAGCUCCACACAGAAGAGAUGGAAGGCACAUUCAUCCUCCUGUGGUGGGGUUCUUCUUGGGAAUUUAAGAUCCAAGUUGAAACCAAAGGGGAAAACAUUAGGAUUCAGCCACACACAGCACUUGGCACAGAAGUGAAGAGAUUCUUCCUGAGUAUCAGUGCAGCCAGCUGUCCACCUGACACCAGCCAUAAAAAGUAAGCAGCAUAGAUUCUGAGCCCAUGCUGCAGACCUGUGGCUUGUGUCCUGCCACUGUCUGUUGGGUGCUGUGAUGGAUGCUAGAGUUGCUUUAUCGUGUUCUGUUCUGCUGUGGCACAGGAAUUUAAGUUUGAGAACUACUCUCACAAACCCAUGUGUAUUUGAGCACCUACUAACACACUUAGCAAGAGGGCUGUACUAGGUGGCCUGAGUUGAUGGGUCCAGCUCCUCUUGGUUGGAAAGCAGACUACAGCAAGCAGAUUUUCCCCUUCGGGUCUCCAUUGCCUCUUGCUUUCUUUCAUUGCCCGGCCCUCACUGCCCUGUCCAGCACUGGCAGCCUCAGCCCAAGGUCUAUAUCAACUGGUUCUUGCUUUGCCCCGGCAGUGUAGAGGGUGGGGGAUAUGGUCCAUUCACAGUGCUUCCCUAUCACAGUCAGAAGCAGUGGUGGCCAAGUGGGUGUGAACACUCAACUGAGAGAGGAUUGUUUUCCAAUAUGGAGAUAACAAAUGACUAUCAUGCUUUUCAUUGAUUUAUAAGUUAUUACCAUAGACAUGCAGAUCAAAUGCUAGAGUGAGAGAAAUCAAGGCAUUCAGGAGACAAGGGUGUAUUCAGGGGGUUUGCUAAGAUUCUACUCUUGUUCUUCUUAAAGAGAAUGUGGCUCUGCCUUGACAUAGGAAAAUUCAACUGGAAAAACAAAAACAGACAGUCCUCCUCUUUAUGUUACAGAGACCCCUGAGUGAGUUAAGGGUCUGCCUAAGAUUGCUAUGAUAAUUAGACUCUAAGUUCUCCCAAUAGCAAAACUCUGCUUCCUUAUCUAUUUUGAACUCAGUUUCUCAUCCAACUUGAGAAAUUAAAAAAAAAAAAUCUUUUUGUGACAGGGGCUCCCUUUAGGCCCGGCAGACCUGGAAUUCACUAUGUAGAACAGACUGGCCUUGAU